AUGCCUCCCCGUCGAAAGAACAAGACACUGACAUACCUUCUUCCUGACCUCCCAGCUGGGUCAUCUCAACCACUUGCCUCUGAAUCUGUCAUCCACCAAUACAGCGACAUCCGCUCUGAUGGUUCUGUGGCUUUGUCGGCUGUUUCAAGACCAGUGCCAAGUGCUUCAAUGGAAUCACCGCUAGUUUCCGAUACCGAACAUGUUUCUCAAGACCAGGAUCAUGUGCAAUUUGAGGUGGAUAUUCAGGAGUAUGCCCGUGAGCUUCGCGAGAUGACCCACUCCGCCAAUGGGUUCAUUAUCAUCGUGACACAUUCUUGUCGGAACUGCUCCAACGAGAAGGGCGCGGAAAACAUCAGUAUUUAUUGUGGUGCUCUGUCAUGCCAAGCAUGUGUUUUGCAAGCACACCAUGCUCUUCCGUUCCACAGAAUUGAGCAAUGGAAUGGGUCGUUCUUUGAGAAGCGGCAACUGAAAGCACUCGGCCUCCGCAUCCAAUUGGGACAUUGGCAUGAUGGUAAUCGAUGUCCGCGACCGAUUCACGCUGCUGGCGAUGAUUUUCUUGUCAUUGACACCAAUGGUAUUCACGAAAUUGGAUUAGACUUUUGCGGCUGUCUGACGAAUGGAACACCAACCCAACAACUCAUUCGCGCUGGCCUGUAUCCGGCAACAACGACUAAUCCACGCACGGCAGCAACCAUCAAUGUCCUACGCCAUUUCCAUCUCAACUUCCUCGAGUCUAAAUGCAGUGCUUACGACUUCUACUAUUCACUCGCACGUCAAACGGAUAACAUGGGACUGUCCGGGACACAGGAUCGCUAUGACGAGUUUCUCCGCAUGACGAAACAGUGGCGCAAUCUUCAACUGCUUAAGCGUGCUGGCCGCGGGAACUCUACAAGUGGUGUGGCUGGUACGCAGCCUGGCGAGUGUGCCCUCCUCUGUCCUGCCUGUCCGCACCCAGGGAAAAACCUUCCAGCUGACUGGGACCAGGCACCAGAAGAUAGACGGUUUCUUUUUGCACUGUUCUUGGCCAUUGAUGCAAAUUUCCGUUUGAAACGGAAAGAUGUCUCAUCGGAAGCCAAAGAUCCCGGGUUGGGUCAUGGAUGGGCCUUUUAUUGUCAAGUCGAAGAGUACAUGUCCCAUGUCAAAAAGCAUUGGAACGACCGGCAGCCAAAAAGUCGCUGCGUUGCACAUGACGCUGUUGAUAAGCCGGAUCGAGAAGCCCGAGGAACUGCGUCAUCGGGAAUUGGCGCCGUUGAUUGCGCGCGACACAAUAUGAAGCGGUCACUCAGUGUCGGCGAUUUACAGCUCGGCGAGCGAUAUAUCAAUAUGGAUUUUAUGUUUUUCCGAAGCGUUAGCGGCACUGACCUAGUGUCUUUUUUUGUGUCUUACGACAUUGCCUGCCAGUGGCACAUCAAUCUCUGGGAACGGAUGGCAAAAUAUUCCAACCACCUGCUUUCGAUUGAUCAUGGAACCAGGUAUUUCGUCUUCCUGGUGCCGAAGUUCCAUCUCCCGGCACAUAUUGAGGAGUGCAACAUCCGUUUCUCGUUCAAUCUCACUCGGUCAGUGGGGAUGACCGAUGGUGAGGCUCCGGAACGGGUCUGGGCUGCCACCAAUCCUCUCGCUGGAAGUACUAUGAACAUGGGGCCAGGUUCACGCCGCGAUGCACUCGACGACUUCUUCAAUGACCAAAAUCACAAGAAGAUUAUCGGUCUUGGUAUGUCAUAUUUGCUUAUGCUCGGAUCAUCCGGUCCCAACAUCAGGAAAACCCAAAGUUACUGGAAGCCACUGGCAGAGCUGGGGAACUGUGCCAACUGGAGCCAGUGCGCUCCAGAAUUGUCAAUAUUGCCAGUUGGUGCCAGUAUGAUGCAGCUGUCUAAUACACUGGUAAGUAGGUGGAUUUAA
This is a messenger RNA of Mycena indigotica, 1899 nucleotides long. Its product is annotated as CxC2 domain-containing protein. The transcript has 8 exons. The record is from RefSeq and is a predicted model, not a curated record. NCBI's taxonomy places the organism in Eukaryota, Fungi, Basidiomycota, Agaricomycetes, Agaricales, Mycenaceae. Bases 1 to 1899 code for a protein of 632 amino acids.